AUGACGCGAUUCCGCCCUUGCAUAGACCUGCACGCCGGGCAGGUGAAACAGAUCGUCGGCGGCACGCUCGACAGCACGACGGCGGAGCUCAAGACCAACUUUGUCUCGACACACCCACCGGCGCACUUUGCGCGGCUCUACAGGGACAACGGCCUCGCCGGGGCCCAUGUCAUCAUGCUGGGCCCCGGAAACACGGAGGCGGCCCGGGAAUCGCUCAAGGCGUGGCCGGGCGGGCUGCAGGUUGGGGGAGGCAUCAACGACGAGAACGCGAGGGAGUGGAUCGAGGCCGGGGCCGAGAAGGUCAUCAUCACGUCGUACCUGUUUCCGGACGGGCGGUUCAGCCAGGAGCGGCUGGACGCGGUGCUCCAGGCGCUGGGCGGCGACCGGAACAAGCUCGUCAUCGACCUCAGCUGCCGACGGCGCGGGGACGACAGGUGGUUCGUGGCCAUGAACAAGUGGCAGACCAUCACGGACAUGGAGGUCAAUCAAGAGUCGAUCAAGCUGCUGGAACCCUAUUGCUCAGAGUUCCUCAUCCACGCAGCGGACAACGAGGGCCUCCAGAAGGGCAUCGACGAGAAGCUCGUGGAGAGGCUGGCCGAGUGGUGCAGCCUGCCGGUCACGUAUGCGGGCGGCGGCCGGAACUUGGAGGACUUGGACAUGGUGAAGAAGCUCAGCAAGGGCAAGGUGGACCUGACGAUCGGGAGCGCGCUGGACUGUUUCGGCGGCAAAGGCGUGAAGCUCGAGGAGUGCGUCGCGUGGAACCGGGCUCAGCAGUAA
Messenger RNA from Colletotrichum graminicola M1.001, 777 nucleotides. RefSeq names its product phosphoribosylformimino-5-aminoimidazole carboxamide ribotide isomerase. NCBI's taxonomy places the organism in Eukaryota, Fungi, Ascomycota, Sordariomycetes, Glomerellales, Glomerellaceae. Gene Ontology annotation, molecular function: 1-(5-phosphoribosyl)-5-[(5-phosphoribosylamino)methylideneamino]imidazole-4-carboxamide isomerase activity. The record is from RefSeq and is a predicted model, not a curated record. Gene Ontology annotation, biological process: L-histidine biosynthetic process; L-tryptophan biosynthetic process. The transcript has 2 exons. Bases 1 to 777 code for a protein of 258 amino acids. Gene Ontology annotation, cellular component: cytoplasm.